AUGGCAUUUGCCACUUUGCCUAAUUUCAACAUCUUUGAGUCCACCAACGCCGCCAGAAAGGAAAUUAUAAAGGCAUUGGAGGACAAGAAGUUCAACUUUAUCGGAGUUUAUGGGAUGGGCGGGGUUGGAAAGACGACCUUGAUGCAAGCAAUGAUGAAGGAACUGAAAAACGAAAGGUUCUUUGAUCGGGUUGUGAUGGCCACUGUAUCUCAAAACCCUCUUUUGAAGAAUAUUCAAAAUGAAAUUGCAGAGAGCUGGGGGUUCAAAUUGAAAAACUAUAGUGAAUCAGAAAGUGUAGGACUCUUGUGGCGGCUAAUUCAACAAGAGAAACGAAUCCUCUUAAUCUUAGAUGAUGUAUGGGAGCCACUGAACUUAAAAGAUGUGGGAGUUCCUUAUGGAGACAAAGAGGGUUGCUGUGUUAUUAUCACGACAAGAUUCUCAGAUAUGUGUGACCAAAUGAACACCCAAUACAAAGUUGAAGUGAAGGUGUUAUCAGAAGCAAAUGCAUGGGAGCUAUUUAGAGUGAGCACAGGUGAUUGUGUGGACUCCUCCGAACUAAAUGCGGUGGCCAAGGAAAUUGCUAAAGAAUGUGGGGAUUUGCCACUAGCACUCGUUACACUUGGAAAUGCACUACAAAAUAAGGACCGAGCCAUAUGGAAUGUUGCACUUGACCAAAUGAAGAAGUCAAUGUUAUGGAGAAUUGAAGAUUUUAUUGUUUCUGAGGAUGAUUUACUUCCAUAUGUGUUGAGUGAGGAUAUAUUUGAAGAUAUUGACAACAUGGAAGAAGCAAGAAACAGAUUGCAUUCGGUGCUCGACACACUUGAACAGUCAUGCUUGUUGUUAAAUGUUGAUGGAAAAACACAAGUGUCAGGAUGCACGAUAUUAUUCGAGAGGUGGCCAUUUUGA
Telopea speciosissima is the source of this 906-nucleotide messenger RNA. Its product is annotated as disease resistance protein At4g27190-like. NCBI's taxonomy places the organism in Eukaryota, Viridiplantae, Streptophyta, Magnoliopsida, Proteales, Proteaceae. The record is from RefSeq and is a predicted model, not a curated record. Gene Ontology annotation, molecular function: ADP binding; ATP hydrolysis activity. The transcript has 2 exons. The coding region runs from base 1 to 906 and encodes 301 amino acids.